Messenger RNA from Parastagonospora nodorum SN15, 1452 nucleotides. RefSeq lists its product as hypothetical. The coding region runs from base 1 to 1452 and encodes 483 amino acids. NCBI's taxonomy places the organism in Eukaryota, Fungi, Ascomycota, Dothideomycetes, Pleosporales, Phaeosphaeriaceae. The record is from RefSeq and is a predicted model, not a curated record. The transcript is spliced from 3 exons.
AUGUCACGCGACUCUCGGUCUCCCACGAUAGAGCCCACAACCCUGCCUGAUCAGACUCCAGGCGCAACAGAAGCGAUGACGCCACGAAUUUCUACUUCCGUACCCUCCGACGAGCCGUCCGCGAAGAUGCUUGCCGACAUGAAGCACGACAUCGAAGUCCAGCUCGAGGCAACCACACGCAAAGAAUUCCACAACGCUGUGAAUGGCCUGAUGUGGAUCGGCGGUCGCAAGAUCAAAGCCGUGGAGCCGCGUCGCCAGAGGAUUCGACAUGUCGUUUCGAGCAACAAACAGAUCGCUAGAGCAUAUGCUGAGUUUGCGACCGCCCAUAGGGUGGGUGAGAAGAGGGUGACCUUUCAGUUGCCGCUGGUGGAGACAAAUGAAGAGCAAGGAGAGGGACAGACUGAUAUUGAAAGGAAAGCUGCAAAUAGUGGCGAGCCGGGCGUGGAGAUGGAGGAAGACGUCAUGGUCGGUUUGAAGAUGGACAAGCGCACUGAUGAAGACAAGAGGCAAGCGUCAAGAGAGAAGAGCAUGGAGGGCGUUGGAGAACAAGUCGUAUUCGACAUACGUCAAGCGGGACAAGUGGCCAGGACACCUCAGAAGCAGCGCCAAAAAGCUCGCAGUUCGAAGUCUAAGGAGCAAGGUGAUGUAGGUGCUCCAGCCGCCGGGACAGAGUCGGAGGACGUUGAGAUGACGGACACGACCUAUCCAGCUUCCGAAGCAUCUCACCCACAGAUGCAGACACCAAUCGAAUUGCCUGUCUUGCAGCGCAGCGCCAUGGGGAAACAAAUCGCGAAGCGCCCCAAACAAUCUCCCUGGUCCGGUCUGCCGGCAGCAGAGCACAGCGUCCUCGUACCAGUCACCAACCCCGAAGCGUUUCCUGUUGAGCGUAUCCAGGUCGUACAGUCCCAGCACUACCCAUCAGCAAAGAUCAUGAGCAUGCAGACGCAUCGCGAUAUUCAAGGCGGUAUCGGCCAGGUGACCGCAGACAUACAAGACGGACCUGUCAACCGCCUGCUCAUCAAGGACUAUCGACUUGUGCAGGCGCUAGGUCUCCUACACGGCGCAAACGACACCAUCGCCAUCCGAACAUUCGACCUCAGAUUCGAUGAGACCUUUGAAAUCAUUCUGCUACCUGGGCAGCGCCCAAAAGAUCUCAAGAACUUCGUCGUUGGCGAACUGGUACCUGCACGUCAUGCAUACCUGCACUGGCUGGACUACCGCGGUACCGCCGAUCCGAAGUAUGCUCCCUUUGCAAUGGAAGCAAGAUAUAUUGCGGUCCAGCUUGGUAGGCGUGCGAUGGAUGUCUGGAAGGAGGUCGAUGGCUACUGGCAACUUGAGCAGGGAAGCGGGGGAUCAGCUUAUAGGCGGAAUCGUCUAAUGAACUUGGGCGAGGAUCCAGUGUAUGAAGGAAACGGGAAGAGGACGCUGACAUUCAUGAGUAUGUGGGGAUGA